Protopolystoma xenopodis is the source of this 429-nucleotide messenger RNA. The record is from the annotation of a GenBank genome assembly. Lineage: Eukaryota; Metazoa; Platyhelminthes; Monogenea; Polystomatidea; Polystomatidae.
AUGGGCAAUUGGCCUAUUUUGCAUAACAAAGUUGCCGAUUGGUUGCUGACCUCUCCUUUGGCCCACUUGGCGCUCGUCCGGAUUCGCCGGAUUGUCUCGUCGGCCCGUCGCGGCUCAGUUGCUGCCAUCGUCCUCUUUCGGCCGGACUCACCUGUUUUGGGCGCCGGUACCUUCUGGCAGACGGGGCCGGGCUGGACACACGAUGAGAGAGUACUUAAUUUUUAUGUGAACGACGUGCCAGCUGCAUCAGUGACCGGUACCGGCCGACAUGCCACCACACCUCAUCACACCUCACCACGCCCACCUGACCCCGGGGCUCCAGAUCCCAACCGACUCGAGCCCAACCUCGAGCAGGCUGGCGGCGACUCGACGCCGCCUUCCACUCGAUCGGGAUUCGCCCAACCCGGCCGACACACUCCAACACGCUGA